Messenger RNA from Polypterus senegalus (gray bichir), 1318 nucleotides. RefSeq names its product 5-hydroxytryptamine receptor 3A-like. Gene Ontology annotation, molecular function: transmembrane signaling receptor activity; neurotransmitter receptor activity; extracellular ligand-gated monoatomic ion channel activity. Bases 5 to 1210 code for a protein of 401 amino acids. The record is from RefSeq and is a predicted model, not a curated record. Gene Ontology annotation, biological process: monoatomic ion transmembrane transport; regulation of membrane potential; signal transduction. The transcript has 7 exons. Gene Ontology annotation, cellular component: neuron projection; synapse; membrane. Lineage: Eukaryota; Metazoa; Chordata; Cladistia; Polypteriformes; Polypteridae.
UCCUAUGCUUAUUUUUUAUUUAUUUAUUUUUUUACAGCAUGAGAAGGCACACAUCCUCAUUAGCUUCCUCUCCUCCAGACAGCUGUGGUUUAAUGACUACUUGGUGUGGAAACCAGAAGAGUUUGACGGUAUCGAUCACCUAAUUGUGCCUCUUGACUUCAUCUGGAUUCCGGAUUUUUACAUUUGGGAAUUUGUUGGUGAAAAUUUUUCUCCACUCAUGUCAUAUGCAUACAUUCAUCAUACUGGAAAAGUCAUCUGUGAUCAGCCAAUAAGAGCUGAGACGUCUUGCUACUUGGAUAUUUUCUUCUUUCCUUUUGAUACUCAGAAGUGUUCAUUUACAUUUGGACCAUAUCUCCAUACCGUGGCAGACAUCACCUUGGGUGUUCACAUGUCAGAUGAGCAGCUGCUGUCAGAUUCUCUUCAGAACCUUCAAGACAGAGGAGAAUGGGAGCUCCGACAGAUUAAUGCAUCUAUCCAGCAAUUUUUCUAUCAGAAAGAUGAGUGGCCAAUGUGUGUCUUCACCGUCAAGAUCAGGCGAAAGCCCACCCUCUAUUUGGUCAGCCUAAUUCUGCCUAGUGCUUUCCUGAUGCUGAUUGAUAUUCUGAGCUUCUACCUUCCCCCUCAUUCUUUGGACAGAUGUGCCUUCAAAGUGACUCUUCUCCUGGGGUAUACUGUCUUCCUGCUGAUGAUGAACAACAUUCUGCCAAACAAUUCUGGAGGAACGCCCCUCAUAGGAGGAUACUUCUUAUUCUGCCUUGCCCUGUUGGUUAUCAGUUUGUUGGAAAGCAUUUUCAUUUCUUAUAUUCUCAAUGGACUUGGUGCUCAGAACAGGACUGUUCCCCAGUGGGUUAAAUCUUUUGUCUUGGGCUACAUGUCCCAGCUGAUUUGCUACAAAAUCACGGAUACCAGGGAACAUCACAAAAAGAUGAAUGUGUUUACAGUUGGAAUGUUCAAAAGUUAUGAAGAUGAACUUACUGGCAACAGAGAAGCCUCAGGACAAGAACUGGAACGAUUUCUAAAGGACACUUGUGACAUGGUGAAGGAUAUAAGAAAUUCCUUUGAACACUUUCACAUCAGGAGCAAAGAUGCUGAAGAGUGGAAAGAAGUGUCUAUUGUCUUGGACAUUUUUAUUUUCAGAGUUUAUAUUAUCUUUAUUACUGUUUGCAUGGUAUGCUUGGGUAUUUUCUGGUCACAGUGGCUCACAGAAUAGGAAGGAUCCCCAUAGGCUCAACAUCUUCAGGAUUCUAGGUUUCUGUGAUGACUUCAUACUUAGAUCUGCUAACUAUUAGCCAUCCUUUAAUUUACACAAAUGCCAGCA